AUGCCGGGAAUACCAGGCGUGCCAGGAACGCAGGGGCCCCAGGGAAGGGAAGGUCCAAAAGGGCAGAUCGGUGAUAAGGGAUCACAAGGAACGCCUGGUCCAAGAGGAGACAGAGGGCGCGAAGGGCCUCCCGGGAAAAGCGGACCGCCCGGAAUCAUGGGAAUUAAAGGUGAACCGGGACUUCUGGGAAUGAAAGGAGAGCCAGGCAUUGUGAGAAAUCAAGGAAGAAAAGGAGACAAAGGAGAGAAAGGAGAAAGCGUCAAAGCAAGUAAAUCAAGUGUAGUACCACAAACCAACUGGAAACAAUGUGUGUGGAAAUCAGAAUCCAAUACUGAUAACGGGAAGAUUAAGGUAAAUUGAGAAUUUGAUAAUUAAUAACUUUCAUAAGAAAGUAAAUGAUAUCAAUAGGGGAAAAGAGGUGGGGAGUCAGAUAAUCCAACAGUUAUAAGUUUAUAAUUCGUCUUUUCUGAGCCUUAAUCCCCUUUUAGCGUGUCACACCUGAAUUUUUAUGCCCUUUCUUGUUUAGUAUUUUUUCAGUACGGUUGUCUUUUUUUCAGGACUGUGCUUUCAACAAACUGAAGUCAGAUACAGCGCUAAGAAUCUCUUACCAGGGAAACACAAGAUCCUAUAGUCAAAAUAAGUGUAAUCGCUGGUAUUUCAAGUUUAAUGGAAAUGAGUGCAGUGGACCAAUGACGAUUGAGGCUGUUGUUUACAACAACUGGCCAUCUGGGAGACUUAAUCAGUUGCAUCAUCGAUCAUUUUAG
Molecule: messenger RNA, 764 nt
Organism: Porites evermanni
Lineage: Eukaryota; Metazoa; Cnidaria; Anthozoa; Scleractinia; Poritidae
Source: the annotation of a GenBank genome assembly